UUUAGAAUACCCGGAAGAGAUUUUCUCAAAAAGAAAAAAGAAAAAGAAAAAAAAGGAGAGACAGAGUGCGAGCAAAAAUUGGAAGAGGCUUGAAAACUAAAUCAAAUCUGCAAUAUCCCUUGUGAGUGGGGUUGGUUUGUAUUGGUUUUUGUCAUCUAAAAAAGACAACCCCAUCUUCACAAAAGGGAGGUGAUUUUUAGAUUUGAUUUUGUUUUGUCUUUUUUUUUUUUUUUUAGAUCUCUCUGCUUAUACACACUUGUUUCUUCUCUUCUCUUUUGUUGUUGUUGUUGUUGUUGUUGUUGUUACCAUUGUUUGGAUUUGCAUUUUGAAUCUUUUUUUUUUUUCUCUAUUUAUCAAAAAUGGGGUCUGAGAAAAAGUUCAUUACUGUUGCUGAACUUAGAGAGCACAACAAGGCAGGGGACCUGUGGAUCUCUAUCCAGGGGAAAGUUUACAAUGUGUCUAAUUGGGUUAAGGAGCACCCUGGUGGAGACACUCCUCUUCUCAAUUUGGCUGGGCAAGAUGUUACUGAUGCUUUCUUAGCGUACCAUCCUGGUACUGCUUGGCAAUAUCUUGACAAGUUCUUUACUGGGUAUUACCUCGAAGAUUUCAAGGUUUCAGAGGUGUCCAACGACUACAGGAAGCUGUAUUUUGAAAUCGCCAAAAUGGGUUUGUUUGAAAAUAAAGGACAUGGAACUUUGUACUGUUUAACAUGUGUUGCUUUAAUGCUUUCCAUUGUUGUUUAUGGUGUUUUGAAGAGUGAGAGUGUUUUGGUUCAUUUGGUUUGUGGUAUGUUGUUGGGUAUGCUUUGGAUUCAAAGUGCUUAUAUUGGUCAUGAUUCUGGGCAUUACCAAGUAAUGUCAAGUCCCAAAUACAACAGAGUUGUGCAACUCAUUUCUGGGAAUUGCUUAACUGGGAUCAGCAUUGCUUGGUGGAAAUGGACUCAUAAUGCCCACCACAUUGCUUGCAAUAGUCUUGAUAAUGAUCCUGAUCUACAACAUAUUCCAGUCUUUGCCGUGUCAUCAAAAUUGUUUAAUUCUAUCACAUCUUGCUUUUAUGGGAGGAAGUUGACGUUUGAUCCUGUGGCUAGGUUCCUAGUCAGUUACCAGCAUUUCACAUUUUAUCCAGUUAUGAUCGGUGGAAGGGUCAACUUGUUUAUUCAGACAUUCUUGUUAUUGUUCUCUACGAGGAAGGUCCCUCAUAGAGUUAUGAACCUUUUGGGGCUUCUUGUAUUCUGGACUUGGUUUCCUCUCCUUGUUUCAUGUCUACCCAAUUGGCCAGAGAGGGUGAUGUUCGUGUUGGCAAGUUUUGCUGUUACAGCCCUCCAACACAUUCAGUUCUGUUUGAAUCAUUUCUCUGCCAAUGUUUAUGUUGGACUACCAAAUGGGAAUGAUUGGUUUGAGAAGCAGGCAUAUGGGACUAUUGAUAUAUCUUGCUCCUCUUGGAUGGAUUGGUUCUUUGGUGGAUUGCAAUUCCAGCUUGAGCACCAUUUGUUCCCCCGAUUACCGCGGUGCCAAUUAAGGAACAUUUCUCCUGUUGUGAGGGAUUUAUGCAAGAAGCACAACUUGCCUUAUAGAAGUUUGUCCUUCUGGGCGGCCAAUGCAUCCACCAUCAGGACCCUAAAGUCAGCGGCGCAGGAGGCUCGUGACUUGACCAGCCCUGUCCCUAAGAACUUGGUGUGGGAGGCUGUUAAUACUCAUGGCUGAGGCUACUAACAUCUUUUUCCUUUUUCCUUUUUCCUUUUUCUUUGUAAUAUUUAUCUUGCUAUUUCCAUAAAAUUUCAUGGUUUGACUUUGAGACCAUUAGGAUAAUUGUUAUUUCCAAAUUUUAUAUUAUAUCUCACAUACUAUGGUUGAAUUUAAGAUUCAGAUUUUUGUUUUU
Molecule: messenger RNA, 1878 nt
Organism: Quercus lobata
Lineage: Eukaryota; Viridiplantae; Streptophyta; Magnoliopsida; Fagales; Fagaceae
Product: delta(8)-fatty-acid desaturase 1-like
Exons: 1
Coding region: 360-1703 (447 amino acids)
Biological process (GO): lipid metabolic process
Cellular component (GO): membrane
Molecular function (GO): oxidoreductase activity, acting on paired donors, with oxidation of a pair of donors resulting in the reduction of molecular oxygen to two molecules of water
Source: RefSeq, a predicted model, not a curated record